This is a messenger RNA of Hypanus sabinus (Atlantic stingray), 5339 nucleotides long. Its product is annotated as zinc finger protein 436-like. Gene Ontology annotation, biological process: regulation of transcription by RNA polymerase II. The record is from RefSeq and is a predicted model, not a curated record. Gene Ontology annotation, molecular function: RNA polymerase II cis-regulatory region sequence-specific DNA binding; DNA-binding transcription factor activity, RNA polymerase II-specific. Lineage: Eukaryota; Metazoa; Chordata; Chondrichthyes; Myliobatiformes; Dasyatidae. The coding region runs from base 812 to 1849 and encodes 345 amino acids. The transcript is spliced from 4 exons.
CCGUGCUGUUUUUUUCGUUCUUUGUGAAAGCGGGUCGGCGGUGAGAUCGGGAUGCGGAGGAGGGUUCUCGCCGUCUUGGACGGGGUGCCGAAGACGGAUUAUUCUCUGCGGGGCAACACCAAAAAUUUUCUUUCGAGUGUUGGGAGCUGGACCCUCUGCCUGGGGUGGGAGACCCCACUAGUCACGUGAUCCUGUUUGCCCCUCCGAUUUAUCCGCAGAUGUACAAUCUCUUCACGCAUGCUCACUGUUUCCGGAUAUGUGAUGAGAGAUUUAUUGGAAGAAAAUCCCCAAAUGGAAGCAAACCAUGACUGAAGACGAGUGAAACAGCCCGAGGAUUGAGAACAACAACUGGAGAGAACCCAACUGACUUGGAGAUUCCAUUGAUAUAGUCAGGAGAAAGUUUGGUUAAAAAUGACAAGGAAUUUGUCUAUGGAAAUUCAAACAUAGCACCCCAGUUUUGCUGUCUCGGUCUAGAUAUUUAAGAAGUGGAGCAAGGGAUUUACUCGAUCAUCCUUCCUGCUCAUACUGUGGAGAGGGAUUCACUUGGUCAUCUGACUAACUGGCACGCCCAUCAUUUUACACAGGGGAGAGGCCAUUCACCUGCUCAGACAGUGGGAGUGCAUUCACUCGGUCAUCUCAACUGAAGGUACUUCAGCAAGUUCACACUGGGUCAAGGCCAUUCACCUGUUCUGUGUGUGAGAAGGGGUUCAGUCGGUCAUCCCACCUGUGGACACACCAGUCAGAUCACACUGGGCAAAGGUUGCUCAACUGCUGAAUUUGUGGGAAAGUAUUCACUCAGUCAUCUGAUCUAAUGGCUCACCAGCAAGUUCACACUGGAGAGAGGCCAUUCACCUGCUCAGACUGUGGGAAGGGAUUCACUCGGUCAUCUCACCUAUUGAGACACCAGACAGUUCACACUAGGCAGAGGCCAUUUACCUGCUCAGACUGUGGGAAGGGAUUCACUCGGUCAUCCCAUCUGAAGGUACAUCAGUUAGUUCACACUGGGGAGAGGCCAUUCACCUGCUCAGACUGUGGGAAGGGAUUCACUCAGUCAUCACACCUAUUGAGACACCAGACAGUUCACACUAGGCACAGGCCAUUCACCUGUUCAGACUGUGGGAAGGGAUUCACUCGGUCAUCCCAUCUGAAGGUACAUCAGUUAGUUCACACUGGGGAAAGGCCAUUCAGCUGCUCAGUCUGUGGAAAGAGAUUCACUCGGUCAUUCAACCUGAAGUUAUAUCAGCGAGUUCACACUGGAGAGAGGCCAUUCACCUGCUCAGAAUGUGGGAAGGGAUUCACUCGAUCAUCUCACCUAUUGAGACACCAGACAGUUCACACUAGGCAGAGGCCAUACACCUGCUCAGAAUGUGGGAAGGGAUUCACUCGGUCAUUUGAACUGAAGGUACAUCAGAGAGUUCAUACUGGGGAGAGGCCAUUCAGCUGCUCAGUCUGUGGGAAGAGAUUCACUCGGUCAUCCAACCUGAAGUUACAUCAGCGAGGUCACACUGGAGAGAGGCCAUUCACCUGCUCAGACUGUGGGAAGGGAUUCACUCAGUCAUCUAAACUGAAGUUACAUCAGUUAGUUCACACUGGGGAGAGGCCAUUCACCUGCUCAGAAUAUGAGAAGGGAUUCAUUCGGUCAUCUGACCUACUGGUACAUCAGCGAGUUCACACUGGGGAGAGGCCAUUCACCUGCUCAGAAUGUGGGAAGGGAUUCACUCGGUCAUCUGACCUACUGCUACAUCAGCGAGUCCACACUGGGGAGAGGCCAUUCACCUGCUCAGAAUGUGGGAAGGGAUUCACUCGGUCAUCUGACCUACUGAGACACCAGUCAGUUCACACUGGGUAGAGGCUGAUCACCUACUUAGACUCUGGGAGGAGAUUCUCUCGGUCAUCUCACCUUUAUGUGCAUCAUUGAGUUCACACUGGGGAGAGGCCGUUCAACUGCUGUGAAUGUGGGGAAGGAUUCACUCAGUAAUCUAACCUUGUGACACACUACUGGGUUCAGACUGGAGAGAAACUUUCAAUAAGCUGCAUGCUGCAUAUUUGUUCAUCACCAUUGCUAAAUGUAAUUUCAAGAGUGACUCGUAAAUUAUUGCUGCUGAUCACCACACCCAGUUCUGCACCCUGGUCACUGGGCAUGGGAGGAGUUUCUUCUGCUGCACAUUCACCUUUAAUGGAACUGGAGUUUAAUAUUCUGGAUAUGAGAGAAAUAAGUCAGUUUUAUUUAAAACUCUGUCUCCAGUACUUGGUGAAUUUAUAACACACCUAGCGUACAGUAGAGAGCCAACUCAGGCUGGCUGGUCGGUGCCAGUGACUCUGUUCCAGGACAGUCAUUUUCAUUUUUUCAACUUUUUUAUUGAUUUCCAGUAAAAAAUAUACAAAUCAGUGGAAAGGUUUAGCAAACAGAUAAUACAAUAGACAUAUAAAGAGCAAUAAAGAAAAGUAUAUAUUGUCAAAAUCAGAUAGGUUUAAUGUUAUGCAGUUAUAUAUACAGUAUAAUAAAAAAAAAACACAACUCCUCUUAACAAAUCGUUAAAAAAAAUUGGAAAAUUUUAUUUAUAUGCAGGAAAACAACAUUAAACUAAAUUGGAACAAAAAAAAAGAAAAGAAAAGAAAGAUUGGGCAGUCCAAUUGAGGAUAAAAUUAGAAGAAAAACAAAGAGAAAUGCAACCUUCCAGUCACCUCCAAACUUUCACGGAUAAGGUGUUUCCUGAAAGAGAAUAAAGUAAAAAUAAAUUAAAUCAUACGAAAAUAUUGAAUAAAGGGUUACCAGACUUGCUCAAAAUUAAAAGAUGUAUCAAACGUCCAGCUUCUAAUUUUCUCCAAGCUCAGAUAUGACAUAAUGAAGGUGAGCCAAUAAAAAACAGUAGAGGAUUAGAUUCUUUCCAAUGUAACAAGACAGUACUCCUAGUCAGUGAAGUUGAAAAGGCUAUCACAUGUUGAGCGGAAGCAGAUACUCUCCCUAUUUCCUCUGGAAUAAUCCGAAAAAUUCCCGUAAGUGAAAUUGGGUUGAACAUCCACAUCUAUAACUUUAGACAAUAUUCUAAACACAUCUCUCCAAAAAUUAUUUAAGCUUAUACAUGACCAAAACUUAUGAGUUAGAGCAGCUACCUCUAUGGUAUAUCUGUCACAAAUAGGGCUUAUAUUAGGAAAUAUAUGCACCAAUUUAUCUUGGCCCUAUGUACUAUCUUAAACUGAAUAGAGAGUCAAUUUAGGUCUGCUGGACCCUGCCAGUGCUUCUGUCCCACGAAUCCUUUUAAAUCCUCCCCUGUUGUUCACCUCGUGUUCCCCCUGUGGGAUGGGUUCCAAACAGUCACCACUCUGUGGGUGAAAAGGUUCCCCUUGAAUUUUCUCCAGACAGUUGAGCUGACUGCAGUUCUGUCUGAGAUGUUCUUUGCCCCUGAAAUCUCUGAGCUGAGGAAGAAUGACAUUUGGAUUUACUCUCCUUAUUCAUGGCUCAUUUCCUCAUUAUGGGUCAUUUUCCGUGCUUCUGAAGGGUUGUUAGAAGACAUCACUGUUCUCUAAAGACUGAAAGCAGAAUGAGAAAACAUUGGUUGGAUGUUCAAAGGAGCAGGGUCAGAAACCAGAGGUGAGUCUGCACAGGGCAGAGUUUGGGGCUCUGGACGAUGGUCGAUGUAAGAACGUAUCACGAAGAGAAGGAAAUCAGCAGCUGGGUGUGGCAAUAAAUGACAGAGUAGUAACAUUUGGAAGCUGAUUGACAGAGAAAAUAAUUUGACUGACUAAUGACACAAACAAUACCUGUGGUGAGGUGCUCCACUGGUCAAGGAACGUGUGUGUUCAGAAUUGUUAUAUCUAUUGAGGGAUUUGCUUGUUUAUCCUGUAAUAUUAUAUCCGGAUGGUUAUUAUGGAUUGUCCUAUCUGUAAUAAUGUAUCGAUUAUCAUAUAUAUUGUGAGAUUUUGACUAAGUGGAUCAGGCUGGAAAUAAUUGUACCUUAAUUAGGUUAACAUGGUCAUUCAUCCGUUUGUAUUUUAAAGCAAGGUUUUGGUGAAUGAUAUUUGCCACUUGAUUGCAGCUGCAUAAUUAAUCAGAUUGAGUUCAACUGCCGCAGGAUCCUGGAAUGUGUUGGAUUGUGUCUGGUUUCUCUUAGCAUUUUCUGCAUUGAUUGCCUUGUUUGUAUUGUAUGUAUUUUUGAUUUUUUUCCCCCGCUUUUGUUAACCACCUUGUCCUGUAUUUCCGCAAGGAAUCCUUCUGUUUCUGGGAAGAGGUCUCCAACUCUCAGUCAGGUGCUCGAUAUUUCCUUUUCACCAUCUCAUCUGCUCAGAUCAUUGGGAUGUCUCCCAUGGAGGGUCAUACUCAUUCCACUAGUUCAUGUUUUCUUCCACAGUGAUGAUUCGUUUUUCUGAGGUAGCUUCUCAUUUAAGUUUCCUGGUCUGUAUUUCUUAUCACAAUUGCAUAUACAUAUAUGGAGUGCUGAAUCGUGUUCAAAUUCAAUUGUAAUCUAAGAUGGUGGCGCGACGGAGCUUGCAGCGGUCAUUCCGGAGCUGAUUAUCUGUUAUUUGUCAAGGGGGGUGCCGUGCGCCAUCAUAAUCGGAUGAAAAACGGACGUGGGAGCACGGAGGAACAUCUGGAAAUCUCCAGGAAGACCACCUUCGUUGCUGCUGCUGCUGUGAGGUCCGGGACUCAGCUGGGAAGAACAGGCACCCAGUCUUCGGAGACGCGUUGGCGGGGCCGUCUUAAUACGCUCGGCAGAGGAUGGUGCUCGGAGAAGCUGUGCCGGAGGGGAUGGUCGGAGGCUCGGAGCUUCGCCGGACAUGGAAUCCGCUGCGGUCAGGUCGCUUUCACUGCGUGCUGUGUCUGCGAGGCUGAGUCGGGCGGCGCCGUGGAAGCCCAUAGCGGGGGUAUUCCCUUCUGCCACCUGCAUGGGGUGGCGAGUCUGUAGGGCCCCUGGGGACUUGUGGAAACUCUGUGGUGGUUUCUGUUGAACUUAUAGUCCUUUAACAUCUUUGGACUACUUUUACUGUGCCCAUGGUCUGUUUUUUUAAUGAAUUAUGCUAUUGUUUGCUAUUGUUUGCACUGUUGUAACUACUUGGUUUUGUGCAGGUCUUGUAGCUUUAGUUUUUGGUCUUGUUUUGUCUGGUAGCUUUGGAGCUCCUUUCCGGGGAACGUGCUAAGAUAGUAACGCGAUAUUAAUAAGCAGCAUUCUCUCCGGACUCUGGAUUGGGGAUUGCCAAACGUUAUGUGGAUUUUCCGGUGUAGUCUGUUUUGUCAUAUGCUUUUGUGAUAUCAUUCUGGAGGAACGUUGCCUCAUUUUUUAACUGCAUUGCAUUUGUUGUUUCUAAAUGACAAACAAUCUGAAUAUAAUAACGUGUUUUGA